This is a messenger RNA of Annulohypoxylon truncatum, 1581 nucleotides long. RefSeq lists its product as uncharacterized. The transcript has a single exon. Gene Ontology annotation, molecular function: molybdate ion transmembrane transporter activity. Gene Ontology annotation, biological process: molybdate ion transport. Bases 140 to 1456 code for a protein of 438 amino acids. NCBI's taxonomy places the organism in Eukaryota, Fungi, Ascomycota, Sordariomycetes, Xylariales, Hypoxylaceae. The record is from RefSeq and is a predicted model, not a curated record.
UGACGUAGUUGGAGCCGAAACAUCUCCGAUUGCUUAUGUACUACCUACGCCCAGUGUACGCCGCGUCGAUCCUCUAGUAGGCGUCUCGCAUUUACCUAUUGCAAGAACAACGACAGAAGGACCAAAAUCAAGAAGAAUAAUGACUUGGCUUUCGAAUGUUAAGCGAUUACAUCGCAAUAAUGUCUCGACUCUGCGCAGCUCCCCGCUCGCCGAGAUAUCAGGCGCACUUGGUGAUUUAGGGACCCUCCUCCCGCUGAUGAUCACCCUCGCUGUCAACGGGUCAAUCUCGCUUUCAACGACACUGGUAUUUUCGGGGUUUUACAAUCUCGCGACCGGUGUCGUAUUUGGUAUUCCCUUACCAGUACAGCCUAUGAAGGCUAUCGCGGCAGCCGCUAUAGCCUCAAAGACCUCAGAACGCGAAACCGUAGCAGCAGGUAGUGUAGUGGCUAUCAUUGUGCUGCUGUUAAGCAUCACAGGGCUACUGCGCUGGAUCACACGCAUAAUCCCUAUUCCGGUCGUGAAGGGCAUUCAGUUCGGUGCCGGCCUCUCUCUAAUUAUCUCGGCGGGCAGCUCCCUGCUCCAACCUUUUACCCAUCAUUGGACACUUGCCCUCGAUAAUCUUGUUUGGGCCUUUGCCGCCUUUUUGCUACUGAUUCUAACCCAGAGGGCGUCCCGAUUCCCGUAUGCGCUAAUCAUCUUCCUCGUCGGCUUGAUCCUUGCUAUCAUCUCCGUUGCCGUUAGCCACCACCACCACUUACCGCAUUUCCGUGUCUGGCAUCCAUAUGUCGAAAUUCCGAAGUGGAGUGCGGAUGCUGUAGGGAUGGGUAUCGCACAGUUGCCGCUCACAACACUGAAUUCGAUCAUUGCCGCAAGCGCCCUCGCUGCGGACCUCUUACCUGACUUGCCGGCACCUAGCGUCACAGAACUUGGCAUUAGCGUCGCUGCCAUGAACCUCUUGGGAUGCUGGUUUGGUGCUAUGCCUGUAUGUCACGGAGCUGGAGGGCUCGCAGCGCAGUACCGGUUUGGCGCACGGAGUGGUGCCAGCAUUAUUUUGUUAGGCUUAUUCAAAAUGCUCCUAGGAAUUUUAUUCGGCGAGUCGCUAUUAGACUUGCUGAAGGCGUUCCCGAAGACCUUGCUGGGUAUUAUGGUCAUCGCGGCCGGCUUAGAGUUGGCUAAGGUGGGCCAGAGUCUCAACUAUGGUGCACCGGACUUGUGGGAAGAGUCGGUUGACCAACCUCAACGUCUGCAUAGAAAACAUCGAGACAUUUCGGAUCAGGAAAGGUUGGAGAGAUGGACUGUUAUGCUCAUGACUACGGCUGGUAUCUUAGCUUUUAAGAAUGACGCUGUUGGGUUUGUGGCUGGAUUGCUCUGCUAUUGGGCGUACAAGUUUGCGGAUUGGGUAGAGAAGAAACGAAGUCACAGGUCGAGUGAGAGGACACCCUUGCUACACACUUGAGUAUUGUGUAUAUCGAGAUUACACGUGUGUUCAUUUGGCUUCAUUUAGUGAGGUCACGGAUUAUGAUAGUAUAUGAUAAUAUAUCUGAUAUGGGAACUCUUUAUUGAGGUAUAAUUAUUCCAAAA